Molecule: messenger RNA, 1655 nt
Organism: Hippopotamus amphibius kiboko
Lineage: Eukaryota; Metazoa; Chordata; Mammalia; Artiodactyla; Hippopotamidae
Gene: RNASEH2B
Product: ribonuclease H2 subunit B
Exons: 10
Coding region: 268-1032 (254 amino acids)
Biological process (GO): RNA catabolic process; ribonucleotide metabolic process
Cellular component (GO): nucleoplasm; ribonuclease H2 complex
Source: RefSeq, a predicted model, not a curated record
UGGCCGAGCCGCGGAGGGGAGAGGCCGCGACCCUUCCCCGCCGGUGGGCGACGCGCCAGUGGGCCGGCGGCCUGGGCCUGGCGCUCCAUUUAAACCCUUAACCCUGGCCGCUGGCGGGCUCCGAAAACGAAACGAAAUUCGCCCCGCGGGCCGCCCCCGGGGCCCCGCCAGUCCCCCCGCGCGCCGCGCUCCCCGGAAUCGACGCUUCUCCCGCCAUUUGCCAUCGGGCUCUCAGCAAGCCGGCGCCGCGAGGACCCCGAGGGCGACAUGGCGGGCGGCGCGGACUGCGGAGACGGGGCUCGCGCCCGGCAGCACGUGUUCCUAGUCCCAGAAUAUUUAAAAGAUGCUUCAAAGAAGCCGAAAAGUGGGCUUAUGGUUGUAAAACUGGCUAACCCGUGUUCAGGGGAAGGAGCCCUUUACUUGUUCAAUAUGUGUCUACCGCAGCUGUUUGAAAUAAAAGUUUUCAAGGAAAAAAACCACUCUUGGUUUAUAAAUGAAUCAGUUCAAUCAGGAGGUCUUCUUCACUUUGCCACACCCAUGGACCCUCUGUUUCUGCUUCUCCACUACCUUAUAAAGGCUGAUAAAGAGGGAAAAUUUCAGCCCCUGGAUCAAGUUGUGAUGGAUGACAUGUUUCCAAACUGCAUCUUGUUGCUGAAACUUCCUGAACUUGAGAAGUUACUUCGACACGUGACAGAGGAGAAAGAAAUAGACAAGAAGAAAUAUUAUAAGUACAGCAAAGAGAAGACAUUAAAAUGGCUGGAAAAAAAGGUUAAUCAGACUAUGGCAGCCUUAAAAACCAAUAAUGUAAAUGUCGGUGCCCGGGUACAGUCUACUGCAUUUUUCUCUGGUGACCAGGUUUCCAGUGACAAGGAAGAGGAUUAUACUCUUUAUGCCCAUGGUCUGAUAUCUGAUUACAUCCCUAAAGAAUUAAGUGAUGACUUCUCUAAAUAUUUAAAGCUUCCAGAACCUCCAGCUGCAGCGCCAAACCCUCCAUCAAAGGUGGCAGCACAAAGACAGAAAAGAGCCAAGUGACAGCAGACCCAUGGCAAGUCUCAGCUGCUUCUCAAGUGAUUUAAGGCACUCCCCAAGGGCUACAACUUUGUCUUCUGCACUGUCUAGAAAAUCACCAAAUGCCAGAAGAUGUAUGUGAAAGGACUAACCAGGGAUGCUUUGUUUCUGUGAUCAAUACCACUAGUGCCUUCCGGCAGCGGCAACUCCCCCCUGGAGGCCACCGUCAUGGAACUAGAAAGCACCCUGAGUGUGAUUCUGCCCCGAGGAAUUCAAACCACAUCACCCCUCUGCCCCAGCCUACGCACCAUGAAGGUAUGGACUUUAAACAGUCUAGUGCUUCAGAUCUCAAAACUUUGGGAAGAGAGGGCUCAUUGUGAAAAUUGGGUCAUUGCUUAAGCUUGACCCUGUUGGCCUGCUCUGCUUUCCUGGCGUUAAGAGAGCACUUUUAGGUUUGCCUAUGGUGGCUGUAAGUACUAGAUUCCACACCAGAAGCUAUGACAAACCAAGUUUCUACCCUUAUUAAAAAAAGAAAACGGGAAUUCCCUGGAGGUCCAGGGAUUAGGACUCUGCACAUUCACUGCCGUGGCCAGGGUUCAAUCCCUGGUCAGGGAACUAGGAUCCUGCAAGCCAAAUGGUGCGCACAC